This is a messenger RNA of Glycine soja, 1727 nucleotides long. RefSeq names its product R3H domain-containing protein 2-like. NCBI's taxonomy places the organism in Eukaryota, Viridiplantae, Streptophyta, Magnoliopsida, Fabales, Fabaceae. The transcript is spliced from 4 exons. Gene Ontology annotation, molecular function: nucleic acid binding. The record is from RefSeq and is a predicted model, not a curated record. The coding region runs from base 430 to 1497 and encodes 355 amino acids.
GUGGGAUUGUGGAAAGAGGGAACCGUACAAAGAAGAUAACGCUAACGCGGUGACCCUUUUUGUCUGUUCACAUUAAAGAAUGGAGAAAGAGGGAUGAAAGAAGAUUUUGGGAAGGAAAUAUAAAACAUUUAUUCAUUGUCACCAAAUUUUGUUCCCUGCAAGAGAGAGAAGAAGAAGUUGUUGGGUUGAGUUGGGUUUGGAUUGGAUUUCUAAUCUAAUCUAUACCUUUCUUUUUCCUAUGCUUUUAAGGCACAAAUCCUUCUCCCUUCUCUCUUCUUUCUUCUUCUUCUCCUGACCCUUAUUAUUAUUCCUUGCCCUUACCCUUUAGGCAAGGGAAGGAAGAAAGAAUAACUAUAUUAUUAUCUUUAUUGUAAUCUAUCUUUUUAUUAUAAUUAUAAUUAUAAUUAUUGUUGUUAUUAUUCCUUAAAUAUGGAUUCGCCGUGUCUCUCCAACGAUUCGGUUUCUGGAUUCAAAGACAAGGAGUCAAUGGUUGACCCCUUUUUGGUCGAGGCUCUCCAGAACCCUCGUCACCGCCUCACCAUUUUGAGGAUGGAGCUGGAGAUCCAGAAGUUUUUGAAUAAUGCUGAUCAGCUGCAUUUUGAGUUUCAUCAUUUCCCUUCUUCCUAUCUCCGACUGGCUGCACACCGUGUUGCUCAACACUACAACAUGCAAACAAUGGUUCAAGAUAAUGGCUUAGAUGGCCAGGGAAGUAAAAUUCUGGUUAGGAAGUUACCUGAAAGCAAGUACCCUGUAGUUCGAUUAUCCGAAAUACCUGCUAAGCAGUUGGAAAAUGAUAAAUCUGAGCAGAAAAAAAUUGUUAUUAGAACUAGGCCUAAUAAAAACAGUUUGAAUGAUGCUAACGGAGUUGGGAGGAAAGGAAACCCUUUAAGAAGUGUGGAAGAAAGGAAGGAGGAAUAUGACCGGGCACGGGCACGUAUCUUUAGUAGCCCUAGAAGCUCUGAAUCAGGUGAUACCUCAUCCGUGGUUCCAAUGGAUGGGAGAUAUUCUUCUACUAGCAAGGAUGAGAAUGAAACUAGCAAGAACCCCAUGGCUGAUUCAGAAAGAUAUAUCAGUACCAGGGAUAGUUGUUCGACUCGAGUUGCCAUACUCAGAGAUAGGGAAAAGGAUCGUAGUGAUCCAGAUUAUGACCGUAGUUAUGGAAGGUAUGCUAGGAGUAUCCCAACCUCUGCUGUUAACUUGGUGCCAUUUAACUUGCAAAAAGCUCAACCUUCAUUUGCUCAAUAUGAUGCUACGUUUAAUCAGUUAGGUCAGAUGUCACAAACUCAGGCCUCACUUGGCUAUAUACCUCCUUCAACCCCGAUAAUGGGUCCUUUUGGCACCACAGGAUUAAAUCAGACAUCUAGUGAGGGUGUUUACCUACAGUGGCCUAGUGCUGCAAUGAUGUAUGCACAUUCAUACGACCAAUUUAGACAUGCUGUUUUCCAGGCUCCAUUUGGUCAACAGCCGUUGAGCUUUGACUAUUCACAGAACUAUUAGAUGACAUUUAGAGGAGAAUAUUCAAUUUGGAUGAAAAAGUUAUGUUAGCUUUUUUAAAAUUUCAUGUUAGGUUCAUUUGUCAGUGCUGUCAGAGACCCUUAUUGUGUUUCAGUUUUGAUGGUUAUAGUAAAUCGUUGGGUACUUCUAAUGUGACAAAUUUAUAAAAUAGUGAAUUGUAGUGUAUUACUGGAUUUACAAUAUAUGAUAAGGUUUCUGUGGUGGUUUUAUAA